AUGACGGAUUCGAAUGCUGCCCGCUUAUCUCCCGCAAAGGCAGGUCGUGCCUGGAAGGGCGUGCGUGACACCUUCAAGGGCUUCUUAGACGAGUUGCCUGCCAAAGGUUUGGGAAGUUCAGAAGGCCCUGGCAAAGAGCAGUUGCUCGAAGCAGCUCAAGACAGACUGCUUGAGCACAUCGUUGCCAGCAUCAACCAGGACACCGCCCAGGGAAGGCGCAUCCGCGAACGAUGGACAAACGCACAAUCCUCCAAUCUUCAGGUGAAAGAAGCCCUGCGAGCACGAAACUUCCCAACAAUGCUCCCGAUCGCGAAUACUUCAGGCCAGGGACGCGCAACCACGCGGGAUGCCUGCGAAGCAUUCUUUCCGGAGAAGUGGUGCCAGCUUUUGCAAGACGAUGAGAUUCUUGCCGAGCUCGUCGUGGAUUGCGCUACAAGCGCCAUCGUGGACUCCUUCUUAGAUUCGGCAAUAGAGCUACUUGAAGCUCACGAAGGCUGGUCACCGACAAGUACCGGUGUUGCCAAAUCCCCGCAGCAGAGAUAUGGGAACUUGAGCAACCCACUGCUGGCUGGCGGCUGGGCUGCUCUGAGCAGCUCAACAUGCACAGAGAGUCUGGGUGCUGGUUCACCAUGUGCACAGCAUCCUGAUGUGCCGAUUGUCCAUCGACAGCGUACCGUAUAUGACAGCGUGACAAGAAGCAGGAGUUCUGGCGAACUUGACACCUCAACCGAAAAAGCGUCUGGGUGGUCGACGUUGAAGCAUUUCAGAAGUUCGAAGCCUCUGGAUCCUUUCAUGGUGCGUUUACAUGCGUUCACUGAAUCUCAACGACCAGCUCGGCGCUUGACUAGGACGCGGAGUGAUCCAUUCGGGCCAAAGUGGAGUGUACCCAUGAUGGCUUCGAACUUUCCGGAAUACUGGAACAGCAUCGCCCCACCACCAAAACCCGCCAUGACUUCGACAGGCAUGCAGAGGACGUCAUUGAGCGAAGGAUGGGAUGAAGAAGAGGUCAUCCCUCCCGGAUACAAUUGGCUGCAAAGGAAGACACGCGAUGGGCAGACAGUCUUCCCGUACUCCUUGGUGUCGCACCGGGCGUUCUUUGAGUGGUUCGCCCAGAGUUGA
This is a messenger RNA of Symbiodinium natans, 1119 nucleotides long. The record is from the annotation of a GenBank genome assembly. Lineage: Eukaryota; Dinophyceae; Suessiales; Symbiodiniaceae.